Messenger RNA from Rhododendron vialii, 819 nucleotides. Its product is annotated as protein LURP-one-related 17-like. The transcript has 2 exons. The coding region runs from base 89 to 730 and encodes 213 amino acids. NCBI's taxonomy places the organism in Eukaryota, Viridiplantae, Streptophyta, Magnoliopsida, Ericales, Ericaceae. The record is from RefSeq and is a predicted model, not a curated record.
UAAAAUAUCCUCCCAUAUUCUCUCAUUAUAACCUUCAAGCCAUCAAGGUUCACACGAGAGAGAGAGAGAGAGAGAGAGAGAGAGAGAGAUGAAUUUCUUCUUCAAAUCAAUAUCAAGAUCAAGAGUCCAUGAAAUCAACCACGUACGAACAAGAGUGCAAGAGUGCAAGUCUGGCGGCGCGUGGCAAUCACUAACAGUGUGGAGAAAAUCACUUCUCUUGAGUUGUAAUGGCUUUACGGUGAUUGACUCCAAUGGUAACUUAAUCUUUAGGGUUGAGAAUUACGCCGGACGACCAGAGGAAGUCACUCUCAUGGACGGCGCAGGGAAGCCUGUCCUCACCAUUUGUCGUCGCAACAAGCUUAGAGUCCUAGCAGACAACUGGUUUGUGUACGAAGGUCAUGAAGUUGGUGACUCUUCAUCAAGAAAACCAAUCUUCUGUGCUAGAAAACGCAUUACCAUCUUACAACCUAGAGUCAAUGCGAUUGCUCGCGUUUACCACCAGCCGUUUGAUAAAAGAAGCGUGUACGUGAUUGAAGGAUCGUAUGCGAAUCGGUCGUGCCAGGUGUUGGAUGAGUCGAGGAUGGUGGUAGCGGAGAUCAAGAAGAAGGAAUCAGUGAACGGUGGUACUGUUUCUUUUGGAGCUGAGGUUUUUCUUCUGAUCAUACGGCCAGGGUUCAGUCCCAGCUUCGCAAUGGCCAUUGUUUUGCUACUUGAUCAAAUGUUCUCUUAAGUAUUGCAUUAUAUUUUCAACAAUCCGGGUGAACAAAUGUUUGGGUCUCGUUAGUGAAUGGUAAAAUUAGUUUCUCAGUAUUGUCAAAA